AUGGAACAGAAAGAACUCCUUGUUCCAUAUUUGAAGGGUGACGCUAAUGCUACGAUUGCCUAUAGCCGGAUGUGUCGCUCACUUACCACUUUCAAAGAAGCCGACGAAAGCAUGAAAGCAAAUCUCAUGCAACAACUCAUCGAAAUGGGAGAGUUUUUGGGCGAAAACACCACCGAUCUUGUCAAACAAAUUGUCAACAUUCCGUGGUGGAGCAUUCCGAAAGCACUCAUUCCCGGCUAUCAGCGUCUUCUUCUCGACACGGCACUUCAUUUCAGUCCGCAUAUUGAACUUGUCUUUCAAGCUUGCGUCUACAACUUUAAACCAGCAAUUGGAAAAGAAUACACCGAUCAAGAGUUGGAUGAACAGUUCAAAUUGGCUCAUUCUCUCAUUGUACAGAUACUUCGUUGUGUUCCAAUGUCUGUCAAUCUACUCUACAAAAUUAUCACCAAAUUUCCUCAUCACAGUGUAGAUACAAAACUCUACGUUUGGUAUUUUCGAAAUGUGGUUCUCGUUGGAGAGUGUGCUCCACAAUUGCGCUUUAAACUUUGGGAAGCACUUAUUCAAAACCUACUGGUUCUCGACGCUUACUUGUUGCACAAGAAUAACGACAAAGAGGAGAAUGGAGAGGAGCUGAAUAUCUUCAAGCUGGACGAGGAGACCAAUGAAGAAAAAGGGCAAACGAAAGAGCCGGCAUCGAAACAACAAGAGACUUUGGAUGCGUGCAUGUUGGUCGUCUAUCAGUAUAUCACGCGGAAAAUGGGACAUGUUGUUGAAGACGCACCUUGGCUUCGACUCGGGGAAGAUGUUGACGUUUUGCAACUCUUGGCCGAGCCUUUCGAGCUUCAUCUUCUGAUGUCUGGUGAUGCAAGCAUUGUGCCGUUCAUCUGGCUAUAUGCUUGUAGUCUCAAUCCGCGAUAUCCAUCACAAUUCUUCGAGACACUCUGGCAUCGGAUUACCCUUCCACAACGAGCACAAAGUGAUGCGAAGAGGAGCCAGAAUGGCGCGUCACUUCUGGCAGCGUUCUUGGCUCGGGCAAGCUAUGUGGAUACUGAUGAGGCGUUCGAUUGGUUGAGACGAAUUUGUGAUUGGCUCCUUUCUUACAUUGAUUCGCAGACAGGCGUCUCCAGUGCAUCGCCCGCCCCAGGAGCGUUGAGACACGGCACAUUCUAUGCACUCUGCCAGGCUUUCUUCAUCAUUUUCUGCUUCAGAUAUAAGCGAAUUGUUGCCAAUGCACAAAAAUGGGAUCAAGUUCGUAGUUGGAAUUUGUCACGUAUUGUCAACUCGUACCUCGAUCCGCUCAAAUUUAUCAGUCGCCCUGUUGCCGUUUGUUUUGCCACAAUUGCUCGUUCGCUUCAAUUGGUUUACUGCUCACACCAACUGGCUGCCGUCUCGAAAGGCGACAGCGCACAACCAUUUGAGUCGUCAUUUCCACUUGAUUCAUACAGUUUGCCUACAACCUCAUCGCUGAUAACUCCAUUGAUGCGUCAUUUCUCUCCAUUGGCUGAAGAUUUGCCAAUUUUGAAACAAGAAUUUGCUCAAGAAAAGGCCAAGAAAAAGUCGCUGGUUGCAUCGGAUCUUGAGGACUUUGGUGAAUCGUCAUUGGCAUUCCUUGAUGAGGCUGAAGAACCGAUGAUUCUAGGUUCACCAAUGAACAUCUCGGCUUUUCCGAUCUCAAUAGAAACUUCCGGUCGCUUGCCGCAUCAGUUUUCUUCCUACUAUUCGACUAGUCCUGGAUUAAAGGUAUUCGACUUUGGCCAGACGAUGAACAUGAAUAAGUUGAGUGGAAUGCGA
Molecule: messenger RNA, 1791 nt
Organism: Mesorhabditis belari
Lineage: Eukaryota; Metazoa; Nematoda; Chromadorea; Rhabditida; Rhabditidae
Source: the annotation of a GenBank genome assembly